CGCAGACAGCCAGGUUGGGCGGCCCUUCCGAGCGCGGCGCACCGAGGAAGAGGCGGCGGGGGCGCGCCUGUUGCUGCGGAGGAGGCGCGGCGAUCGCUCGGCCAGGGCGGCCUCGGCGGGGGCGCUGCAGCAGCGGCGGCGGCCUCCCUCUCCGCCCGCGCCAUGUCCCGCUCCGGCCGGCCGCGCGACUACAAGUGCGGCGACCUGGUCUUCGCCAAGAUGAAGGGCUACCCGCACUGGCCCGCCCGGAUCGAUGAGAUGCCGGAAUCGGCUGUGAAGUCAACUUCCAACAGAUACCAGGUCUUUUUCUUUGGGACGCACGAAACGGCCUUCCUGGGUGCCAAGGAUCUCUUUCCCUACGAAGAGGGCAAAGCAAAGUUUGGCAAAGCCAGCAAGCGGAAAGGCUUCAGCGAAGGCCUGUGGGAGAUCGAGAACAACCCCACCAUCAAGGCCUCGGGGUACCAGCCGGCUCAGAAGAAGCGGCCCCUGGAGGAAGGGAGGGCCAAGAAGGAGCCGGAGGCUGGCGGGAAGGGCAGCCCCAAAGGCAACAGCCCCGAGGAGGAAGAGGAGGAGGGCAACCUGGUGAUUGACGAGCAGGUCAGGGAGAAGAACCAGAAGGUUUCCCACAAGAGGAAGGCCCCGGAGGGCCCGGAGGACUCCUCCCUCAAGCGCAUGAAGGACAGCAGGGAAGACCAGUCGGAGGCGGCUGGGGAGAAGCCGGGCUGUGAGGACGCGGCCCAGGAAGCUGGGAACCAGAAGUCGGAGCCAGGGGAAGGCCAGGGGAAGAAUGGCGGGGGCGGCAGCCCCCCCCUCGAUGUGCUCGGAGGAGGCGAAAGAAAGGGAAAGGCUGCCCAAGAGGAGGAGGAGGAGGAGGAGGAGGAAGAAGAAGAAGAAGAAGAGCAGGAAAGCAGAGAUCGUGAGAAGAGCGCGUAGCCGGCGCUCUGGGUUUCCUCGGUGCUACCAACCAGAUUGCAUCAUCCUCUCCUUUCCGUGUCCGGCGCUGGGCGGGAAGGGAGCGCAACCCGACAUUUCCACCCCAGGAACAGGAAACGGCCUCUGCCCAGCCCGCCUGCAUCUCUCCUGGCCGGCCGUUUCGCCGGUGCUACGCUUUGAGCUAGUCCUAAUUCGUAGAGGGAAUGUACGGAUCGGUCGCUUUGGAAUAAACGCAGUUGGGUGCCUUUUUAAAAAAAC
This is a messenger RNA of Notechis scutatus (mainland tiger snake), 1191 nucleotides long. It is a transcript of the gene HDGF, whose product is annotated as heparin binding growth factor. The record is from RefSeq and is a predicted model, not a curated record. NCBI's taxonomy places the organism in Eukaryota, Metazoa, Chordata, Lepidosauria, Squamata, Elapidae.